This is a messenger RNA of Scaptodrosophila lebanonensis, 475 nucleotides long. RefSeq lists its product as uncharacterized. The record is from RefSeq and is a predicted model, not a curated record. Bases 27 to 413 code for a protein of 128 amino acids. The transcript has a single exon. NCBI's taxonomy places the organism in Eukaryota, Metazoa, Arthropoda, Insecta, Diptera, Drosophilidae.
CAACGUCAACGGCGCCGCCUGCCUCAAUGACCAGCGCGACGCCAGAAGAUGAAGACGCUGUCGCAGUGUCUUCCGCGGUAGUUUCGGAUACGGAACCCAUAUGUAGCCACAAGACGGCGCCGACAAAGAGCUGCCUAUCGCGCCAUAAUUCCACUCAUCAUUCGAUCAAAAAGAAAGUGAAUAUAAGUACACGCGCCGAGAUAAUUGAGCCGGAACCAUUGCCACCUCUGCUCAUUAGCAACUCAAUCGCCGACGAUGAUGAGGUCUUCUCGGACUCGCUGCCACCGCCCAAGCGGGAGAGCAUGUGUGCUCCCUACAUUGAGGGCGAUACAGUGUCCGAAACGUUUGCCUUCACACAUGGACUCCCCGCUUGGUUCGACGAUGAGCGCUUGAACGAGAUGUAUGCAUUAUAAAAUUAUUUGUGAAUCCUCACAAUUCUGGAUUUUUCCAUAUUUAAAAUUAUCUUAUUUGUCCA